This is a messenger RNA of Eucalyptus grandis, 821 nucleotides long. RefSeq names its product caffeine synthase 1-like. Gene Ontology annotation, molecular function: S-adenosylmethionine-dependent methyltransferase activity. Lineage: Eukaryota; Viridiplantae; Streptophyta; Magnoliopsida; Myrtales; Myrtaceae. Gene Ontology annotation, biological process: methylation. The record is from RefSeq and is a predicted model, not a curated record.
ACUUGCAAUUAUCAAUCAGCGAUCGGAUCUUCGCCAUGGACGUGAAACAAGUUCUCUUCAUGAGCAAAGGAGAUGCAGAAAAUAACUACGCUCGUGCCUCCUCCUAUACGCAAAAGAUUGCGUCUUCCGCCAAGCCCACGAUAGCGAGUACAGUUGAUUCUCUGCUUGAGGAAGGUUUCUUCCCGUGCAAGCUCCUCAACGUGGCUGAUUUAGGCUGUGCUUUCGGUCCUAGCACAGAAGCUUUCAUGUCGACCGUUAUAGAGAGUGUACAGAAGAAGUGCGCGUGCUUGAACUGCUCGACGCCUGAGUUUCAAUUCUAUCUGAAAGAUCUACCCGGGAACGAUUUCAAUACUUUGUUUAAAGGCUUGUCUAAUUUCUCGCAAAACUAUGAAAGCUUAUCAUGCUUUAUAAUGGGAGCUCCAGGUUCUUUCCAUGGAAGGCUCUUCCCUAGAAAUUGCCUGCACCUCGCUCAUUCCUCCUAUGGCGCCCAUUGGCUAUCUCGGGUACCGAAUCUCACAAGCCAAGAAGGCUUCCCGUUGAACAAGGGAAGGAUCUACAUUUCGGAGACCAGCCCCGGUGUGGUGAAGGAGGCCUACUUGGCUCAGUUCCAAGCAGAUUUCUCGACAUUUUUGAAGUUCCGUAGUGAAGAGAUGGUUGAUAAUGGUCGUCUCGUGUUAAUACUAAAUGGGAGGGAAGAUAAGGACUUUGCGAACCUAGAUGACUACUUCUGUUGCGAAAAACUUGGGGAGGGGUUCGUUAAGGAAGAGAAACUAGACACCUUAAACGUGCAGUAUUACACGGCAUCUCCAGAGGAAGUUUAA